Messenger RNA from Bactrocera oleae (olive fruit fly), 9061 nucleotides. The record is from RefSeq and is a predicted model, not a curated record. Lineage: Eukaryota; Metazoa; Arthropoda; Insecta; Diptera; Tephritidae.
GUUUAACCGACAUUUACAUACGUAUAUGGUAUAUGUAAUACAAAUGUCAAAUAAUGCAAAUAAACAAUUUAAAGGAAAAAUCUACGCAUAGCCGAGAUAAGCUUCCAACCAAACUGGGAUAUAAAAGCCACAAUAAACGGUAACGAGAACAAUUAAAAACGAAAAGUGCAACGAAACCGCUGCAACGCUAAAACCAAAAAUUUGUAUUCCAAUUAUUAGUCGGCUUUUGAAUUCUAACAAAAACUUAGAAUGAAAUUUUUAGUAAUUUUAGCAUUGUUUUGCGGUAUUGUAGCGGUAAAGGCACAAUUGAAUCUUGGUUUGGGCUUGGGUAUUGCGCGAUCUGGCCCACCACCACCGCAGUUUUUCCAAAAUGUCAUUCUUAAUGCAGAAGCGCAGAAAGUUCUCGUUACUCCCGGUUUACCCGCUGAUUUGCAACAGCGUGUACAAGACACACUUAGCAAUUCUGAAUCCGGAUUCAAUAAUUGCGGUACUGUAUCCACAUUGCCCUGGUUUCAAAUGCGUUGCGUCGCCUUACAACUAUCGAAGUCCAAAGCUGAGUUGAAGGCCAUAGAUGAUGAAGCAAAAGCGAGAGCACAAGCAGCUGCAACAGCGGAAGCAAGUGCGCCAGCUGCCGCAGAGGCAAUAAGCAUUUAAAUAUGAUAGCAAUAACUAUUGCAUUAACAGAAUAUAAUUACCUUUAUUUUAACAUAUCAAUUUGAUAAAUCUUGCUAUAAAAUAUUUCGAAACAUUACAUCUAAUUCACACAAUUUUUACAAAAAAACUAAACUCUCAAUACAUGGUGUUUGUUAUGAAAUAAAAAAUAUUUUGAAAUAUUUCCUUCCGCCCGCAUUUGAAUUGUAUAUGAUUACAAAUACACCCUGUACUUGAAACUGCUUUAUUUAUGUUAAACAUUAGACUGCCUUACCAGCUGAAAAGAGCUUUUCAACGAAUGUCAUAAUCAGCCCCAAAACUGCCAAAUGUCAAAUUGUCAGGGUCGAAUCGCCCCCCACUGUUGGCGAAUGUUGGCGCAGUGCAAAACAUUUUCCAGUCAUUUCUUCUCCUAUCUCCAACACACACCAAAAGCUCCGCUACGAAGUACACAAAUUCUUUGGAUGUGAAAUAUCGAUUUGCAGUGCGAGAAAAGUCCAUUAGCCAAAAAAAUUAAAUAAAGUUGGAGAAAAUCGGAAUAUCUAAUAAAAAACAAAUUCCAAGUGCAAAUCGAAAGUCCACAAAGUCGCCGAAUCGUUUGGAAAACCAGAAAAACGCGUAAUUAAUAGCUCUAGUGAAAUUCACAGUGUGACUUGACGACUGAGUGAAAAAGCGAAAGUUGCAGGGAUGGCGUUCGCAGGAUUAAAGAAACAAAUUAACAAGGCGAACCAGUAUGUGACGGAAAAAAUGGGUGGGGCGGAGGGCACAAAGCUGGACAUGGACUUCAUGGAAAUGGAGCGUAAGACGGACGUCACCGUUGAACUGGUCGAGGAGCUGCAGUUGAAGACGAAGGAAUUCCUUCAACCAAAUCCAACGGCACGUGCUAAAAUGGCAGCAGUCAAGGGUAUAUCGAAACUAUCCGGACAAGCCAAGUCCAAUACGUACCCUCAACCAGAAGGUCUACUCGCCGAUUGUAUGCUAAUGUAUGGCAAGAAGUUGGGUGAAGAUAAUAGUGUAUUCGCGCAAGCGCUUGUCGAAUUCGGUGAAGCGCUGAAACAAAUGGCUGAUGUAAAAUACUCACUGGAUGACAAUAUUAAGCAAAAUGUCUUAGAACCAUUACACCACUUACAAACUAAAGAAUUAAAGGAGGUAAUGCAUCAUCGUAAGAAGUUGCAGGGAAGACGCCUCGACUUUGACUGCAAGCGUCGCCGGCAAGCUAAAGACGAGGAGAUUCGUGGCGCCGAAGAGAAAUUUGCCGAAUCGCUGCAUUUAGCGCAAAUGGGCAUGUUUAACUUGCUCGAAAAUGACACAGAACACGUGUCACAAUUGGUAACGUUCGCUGAGGCGCUUUUCGAAUUCCACUCGCAGUGCGCUGAAAUACUGCGUGGCUUGCAGGAGACACUUCAUGAAAAACGAGAAGAGGCUGAAUCCCGACCAAAAGCUGAAUUUGUGCCCAAAACAUUGUUAGAUCUGAAUCUCGAUGGCACCGGCACUAACGAUACGGACAGCGUGAGCACACCGGCACAUAGGGCUUCAGCGGCAUCACCGCUACCCUCGCCCUUGCGCUCGCCAGCCAAAUCGCUGGUGCCGGGAGCUACGACACCACAACGCCAACAGCAACCAUGCUGUCAGGCAUUGUACGAUUUCGAGCCAGAAAAUCCGGGCGAAUUGGGCUUCAAAGAAAAUGAUACCAUUACAUUGUUGAGCCGUGUGGACGACAAUUGGUAUGAAGGCUCUUUAAAUGGACGCACCGGCUACUUCCCACAGUCAUAUGUGCAAAUUGUGGUUCCACUGCCCAAUGGCAAUUAAGGGGAGCAGGCUUAGCUGUUACAUUUGAUGAGAGCAAAACACUUCAUCACUCCAUAAGCAACUAGUUGACAAACAAUAAUUAAUUAUUUAAUAUUAAAUUUAACGGUUAAUUAAAUUUAAAGCUACUUAAAAGCAUAGAAGCAUCAAAGAAAAUCGCAAACAAUUGAGAUGUGUAUUUAUUAUAAUUAAUUAAACUCAAUGGAAAUUAUAAGAUUUAUAAAAAAAAUUCAAAGAUCAAUUCAUAAAUACUUCAAUUACAAUUCAAUUUGAAAUCUUGGAACUUUAAAAAUGAUAUUUGUAACUUUAAUGAAACAAAAAUAACAAAAACAAACCCCGAAAAUUGAUUGUGCUACUAUGAGUAUUUAUGUAAUUCCUAACUUAUUGCCUACCUAUCAGCCUGUUAUCACAAAAAAAAAAAAAUCAUCUAAAAUUGUUGUAAUUUUUAAGUCAUUGCAUACCUUACCCUAUACAUACACUCAUAUACACAUAAAAGCAAACUUGUUCCCAAUUCCCCAUUUCUUGCUCUAAACUUACCUACAUUGUGUGUGUUGUUUUGUUAUUUGUAUUUAUAUAUAUGUAUUUAUUAAGCAUAAUACAAUAAUAUUAUAUACGUGUAUAUUUAUUAUUACUCUUACAUUAAUCGUAUAUAUGUUUUCGAGGUGAAGUAAAACAGACAUAAACAAGAAUAAAAACAAAAACGAUAAAUAAGUUUAAAGAAACACGAGAGCGAGAGCUCCCUAAUUCCUAAAUACCUUAAUAUACCUUAUACAUUUAUUGAAAAGACCUUAAAUAAACUAAAUAAACAUAAAGUUUAAACACGAAACCUUCUGAACUGUAUUGUAUUGAAAAUGGUGUACCACUGAAACUAAAAACAAGUGUCAUAAUUUAAACUAAUAAAUAAAAUAUACGUAUAUAAAAGGAAACCAAAAUAAACAGUGGUCUAGAAAAUAAAACGGAUAGGUUUUAUAAUUAGCUGUGUUAAACUAAUAAUUUUAGUUUGUUAAAAUUAAUCAUGUAACUAUGUAAGCUGUUAAAGAAUGUCGAAAAUAUGUUUAAAUAGCAAACAUUUGUGUUUAUAUGUAAGUACAGCAAAAUGUGUGCUGAUACAAUGAGAAAAAGCAUUAAAAGCUAUCAGCGCUGGAUGUGCGGUUUCACAAAGUUUUGAAAAGUUUUUGUUUGAAGCUAACUUUAAAUGGAUUUUAAACAAUUAAGUGUUUGAAAGUGAUACGUAUAUACGUGCAUGUAUUCAUUUGAAAUGUUUUACGAAAGUUUGCUGCCUUUUAUAAAGAGCUACUUAGGGAAAAUUGUUAACCAGUUGAUAAAUAAAGCGCAAUGUAAUAGAACUAAUAGCUUUUUGGUUGAUUAAACUAAUUUUCAAAGAAAGUUCGGUUUCAUAUAUGUUUUUUUUUAUUAGUAUUUGAAUAUUAUUCGUAAAAUUUUCUAGUUUUUAAAUAACACUUUAUUAAGUAAACUAUUUGCUUUAAUUAUUUUGUAUGCAAACAAUUGCUUUAAUACUACACAAUGCUCAUACUAUUUUGUUGUCUUACAUUCCAUGCUAUCUUAAGUGCAUAUUUAAAUACUUUUCACAUUUUGACUUUACUAUUUUGUUUUUUCUAAGCACAAAGCCAAAACUUGUCCGUUUGUAUUUUUGUGGCACUGUCACUCGAGCGGAUUACUAUCCGAUUAAUGUACUGAUAAUAAUCAAGUAAUUAACGUUUGGUAGCGAUACCGAUAGCGUUUGCGAGAAGUUUUGAACAAAUAUAUUAUGCAAGAAGAGAGUCGAAGGUGGUUUAGGUUUAGUAGUCUCAUGUUGGAAUAAAAAAACAAAACAAAAACCUAAAAACAAAACAAUUUAAAAACAUUGGUUUAAUAAUUGUAUACAUGCAUAAUUAAAAUAUAGAAGAAAAGGCUAAACAUAACGAAAAACAAUAAUGUAUUGAAAAUAUAUACAUACUUACAUACAUAUAUGCAACUUGAUGCAAUUACGAUGAAUUAUAACAAUAAUAAUUGUAAUGGAAAUUUACAAGUGUAAUAAUGUAACAAUUACCUACCCCUAUACAUACAUACAUACUAUAUACAAAUACUUAACGUUAAUAUGAAAUAUGAAAAUUAACUAUAAAGCUACCGCAAAUGAAGAUAUAGAGAUGAAGACGGCGUGUAAAAGGUUUAUGAUAUUGCUGAUAUUAAGAUAUAAUAUGUAUUAAUUACGUUAUGCAAACAAACAAACAAAAAACUUACAGAAAUUAUUGAAGCAAAGCGCGACAAAUAUGAAGGCAAAACCCCGAUAACAAAAAAUAACAAAAAACCAAAAAGAAAUUAAUAAAAUUUAAUUUUUAAUGUGUCUUUCGUUCCAACGCAAGUAUUCUUUCUUCCAAUAUUAUUUCAUUUUCGUUUUCUUUGCAUUUUAUAUGCUUACUGAAUUAGCUGCUAUAUCAUCUGGUUUCUUAUUUCCCCUCACCAUCCAUCAAUAGCGUCCAAAAUCGCCUACUUUUCUACAUACACCUGCUAGACGAUGUAUAUUUAUUGCUACACCCCCGCCAAUUGUCACAGCAACGAGUCAUUAGCCGCCCUCUGGCAGUCAUACGCCAACACUGUUGUGCGAUCUGUUCCUCGUUUUUCUUCUGUUUCAUUUACACGCUAUUUAUUAUACUGAAUUCUCUCAAUCCCCCACGCUGUGGUUAAAAACAAAUAAAUAUAAUUAAAUUUGGGGGCGGUAAAUGGCUAUCUCUAUGACAACAAUGUCAAUGCCAAGCGGAGGCCAAUUCAUACUAACUUAUGCAUAUUUGAAGAGCACAUAAUACAGCAUCAGCUCUAUUAUCAAUAGCUUAUAUGCUCCCCACUAUUGCGCAUCCUUGCAUGCGCACAUCCACAAACAAUCCAUGAUAUGUUUUCAAAUUUGUACUCUUGUACAUAUGUAUGUACUUGAUAGUCUAGUAUUGGCAUUUUAGCGUCGUUGGAAUUUUCAGUAUAACCCUCAAAUGAAAUCAAGGCUAUUAAGUAUAAUGGCGCCAAAGUGAUUGUGACCUCAACGGAGGAGCCUGUGUUCAAACUCAAUAAUUACGGUGUAGUGUGCGUACUGUAAUAGAAGGUUGACGCCAGUGAAGCUCACAAAGAUUGCGCGACUGUGAAAAUUUAACUUCCGUUUUGCUAUGACACAAAGAUAUAAAUAUAUGUUUGUAUACGCGUGUACAUUUGCCUUGAUGUGUGGAUGUAUGUUAGAAUAAUAUCAGGAGGUUAGAAUGAGUCCAUUAUUUUAAAUAUCCAUAAUUAUUAUUAGAUUCUUUGAGCACCCCUACCAACCCAAAUAACUAUUGUUUAUGAUUUAUUUCCAUAAACGUUUACUGUUAUUAGCUUCGAGCUUGUUACUGUUAUCUCAACUUUGUUAUCAUUUUAAAUACUGUAUUACAAAAUUCGUUACCCCCUUACAUUAAAUAAAACUUAAUUUAAUUCAACGCUUUACAAAAAUUUAGACUUUUUAUGGUCAUUUGAUAAAUUACCAAUUCAGUUUUUUCAUAAAUUAAGUUUCUAUAUAAAAAAUAAAUUAAUUUGAAAGGAAAUAAAUUGUUUUAAAUCUUCCUUCCUUUAUCAAAUAGCUUUUAACGUCAUAUGGCCACAUUUUAAUAACUGCAAUGUGGCAACUUGCUCGUUUGUCAAACUUUCCAGUUGGUUUCCAAUUAAAAACGUCAUUGUCUAAUGUCAAAAAGCCGAUGACGUUCAUCUCUGCUUAUUCAUAUUUUACCAGAGAACGUAAAUGAUAUUCACAUUUGAUUCAGAUUUUUUGGUGGUAGUGUCUAGUCGAGUUUGUGCAGAUUCGUGGACGGAACGAACAGAUAAAUUAAAUCCCUUUCUGUGAAGUGAAGUCUUGCCGUGUAAAGUUGCCGCUACAAAAACGUUCGCUAUAUUGUGUAAAAUUGUAACAAAAUGUUUAGUUUUCUAAAGCGCGAGAAAAAUAAUCAAGAAGUGGUGGAGAAUGUGGUUGGCGAGCUAAAGAAAAUCUAUCGCAGCAAGCUGUUGCCUCUGGAGGAGCACUACCAGUUCCAUGAUUUUCAUUCACCCAAGCUUGAAGACCCUGACUUUGAUGCGAAGCCAAUGAUAUUGUUGGUGGGCCAAUACUCCACUGGUAAAACGACAUUUAUACGUUACCUGCUGGAACGCGACUUCCCCGGCAUUCGUAUUGGCCCUGAACCCACAACAGAUCGUUUCAUUGCCGUAAUGCAUGAUGAAAAGGAGGGUGUCAUACCUGGUAAUGCACUUGUUGUCGAUCCGAAAAAGCAAUUCCGUCCACUAAGCAAAUACGGCAAUGCCUUUUUAAAUCGUUUUCAAUGUUCUACUCUCAACUCACCCGUCUUGCAAGCGAUAUCCAUUGUUGAUACACCUGGUAUAUUAUCAGGCGAAAAACAACGUAUCGAUCGUGGUUACGAUUUCACCGGCGUCUUAGAAUGGUUUGCAGAGCGUGUGGAUCGAAUUAUAUUACUCUUCGACGCUCAUAAACUCGAUAUCUCAGACGAGUUUAGACGUUCCAUUGAAGCGCUUAAGGGUCAUGAUGAUAAAAUCCGCAUUAUACUCAACAAGGCUGACAUGAUUGAUCACCAACAGCUAAUGCGUGUAUACGGUGCGCUUAUGUGGUCUUUGGGCAAAGUGCUGCAAACACCCGAAGUAGCACGUGUCUAUAUCGGUUCAUUCUGGGAUCAACCAUUACGUUUCGAUGCCAAUCGUCGCCUUUUCGAAGAUGAAGAACAAGAUCUGUUUCGGGAUUUGCAAUCACUGCCACGUAAUGCAGCGCUACGCAAGCUUAACGAUUUGAUUAAGCGUGCGCGUCUGGCGAAGGUACAUGCCUUCAUUAUUUCUGAAUUACGCAAAGAUAUGCCAUCAGUGUUUGGUAAAGAUAGUAAAAAGAAGGAUCUAAUUAAGAAUCUGGGUCAAAUCUAUGAUCGAAUUCAACGUGAACACUCCAUUUCGCCGGGUGAUUUCCCAGACAUCAAGAAAAUGCAGGAGGUGCUGCAGCAUCAAGACUUUAGCAAAUUCCAUUCCCUAAAACCACAUUUACUGGAUGUUGUAGAUAAUAUGUUGGCCAAGGACAUAGCGCGACUAAUGGAAAUGAUACCACAAGAGGAAAUGACUCUCGUGUCAGAACCAGUGGUCAAGGGUGGCGCUUUCGCUGGUGUAAUCGACGAUCACGUCUCACCGUUCGGCUACAUGAAGGGCGAGGGCAUCGAUGCUGGUUUCGGCGAGCACGAUUGGAUUUGUAGUCGCGACAAACCACGCACAGACGACAUCUUUAACGCGCUGGGGCCGGUGGAUGGGCGCAUAUCGGGAGCGACUGCCAAGCAAGAACUCAUCAAAUCGAAGCUGCCCAACUCGGUGCUCAGCAAAAUCUGGAAGCUGUCCGAUGUCGAUGGCGAUGGUUUUCUGGAUUCGGACGAAUUUGCACUCGCUUUGCACUUAAUCAAUGUCAAACUGGAGGGCAACGAACUGCCGAAUGUGCUGCCCGAACACUUGGUGCCACCGGCGAAACGUUGCUAGUGCUAUUAUAAAAAAAUUUUCUAUUUUACUUUAUCAUUUUUUUUUUUGGUUCCUUCACUUCUUAUGACUUCGUUAUGACGAGCGUACAUUUCAGCUCGCUUCAGUUUCCUAUAAUAUCGUUGCUAAUUAAAAUUAAUGUAUUACAAAAAUGGUACUAUGCGCUUAAGUCAUCUAAGCUACUAUAUAUUGUAAACUACACCUAUUUUUAUGGCAUAUAUGUACAUCUGCAUACAUAUACAUAUAUGUUACUUGUUGUCGCAUAUGUGAGAGCUGGCAAUCGAUAUGCACAAAGCGUCGUUAAAGUGCAUUGUUACCUAUAUAUACAUACAAACAUAUACGAAAGGAACAAACCCAAUUGUUGUAUACCCAACUAAGCGCUAAAAUAACUAAAUGUAUAUGUACAUAUGUAUGUAUAUAUAUACUAUGAGUAUGUGUUUUGCACACUUUGCAUUGUAUGUAUGCUAUUACACCACUUACAUAUGUAUGUAUAUUAUAAUGUAUAUUAAGUAAAAUUUGAAUUUGAAUUUUAAAUUUUGAACCCCCCUUAUAUCAUGUGAAUGUAACUGAAAUCUAUUUUUGAAUAUUUCAUAUACAUAUGCGCCAAUAUUAACUAAAUAUACAAAACAAAUUGAAAAGAUAAUAAAAAAGUUUAUGAAACACACUUUAGUUGAAUAUACAUACACACAUACAUGCAUGCAUAAAUAUCUAAGCGCUUUCUUUAUAAAAUUCGUUUUAUAUUUAUAUAUAUGGUCUUUACAUAUACAAUAUAAAUAAGUAAGUUUUGUUCAAAAUGAAACUAUCACUAAAUGUAUAUGUAUACAACAAAUGGAAAAUUCAAAAAUUAAAGUGAAAAUAUAUUUGAUACAUACAUACCAUAAAUGCAACUAUUUGCACUUUUAAACGCAAUGUCCUAUGCACACAUGAAAAAUAUGUUACAAACUUAAAUGAAUCCAUUGCAUAUGCAAAAAAUAGUAUACAGUAUACAAAAAUUGUAGCUUUCACAGUUGUUGCAUUGAUUUCGGCUCAGUUGAACGCAUUGGCUGAGUCCUGCGCAUUUCUCACCAGUUUGUAGGUUAUGCAU